Molecule: messenger RNA, 525 nt
Organism: Aphanomyces invadans
Lineage: Eukaryota; Oomycota; Saprolegniomycetes; Saprolegniales; Verrucalvaceae
Exons: 2
Coding region: 1-525 (174 amino acids)
Source: RefSeq, a predicted model, not a curated record
AUGUCUGCAUUCGAGACGCCGCUGAAGCUUCCACGGCCGCCGCUGAGUUCGGCGCCGAAUGCGCCACGGUCGAACGACCCCCACAACAAAAAGGUCAAUGGGUACAAGGGCGUUUACGUCUCCAACAUUGAACGUCAACCCUGGCAUGACCCGUACGGCUACUUGCAAGCCCGUGACACCAACGUGCAGCUCGACGACCCCGUCUACAUCGCCAGCUACCCCCAGAACUACCCUCGCCACAUUUCCCAUUUGCACGACGACGGCAAAUUUGCCCGUAUCACAAACACCUCCGUCUACUACUGCCAGGUCGAUAGCGUGGCGUACAACUUGGACACGCAAAUUCUUACCACCGGCUCACCCAUACUUGACCAGCGCGACAACAAGGUCAUUGCCAUCAACAACUGCGGCGGCGGCUGCACACGGGGCUUUGAUGGCAACUCCGGUGUCAAGAUGACCAAGAUCAUCGCCUUCUUGCGUGCCAAGAACUUGCUCCCCAAGGACGCCGUGGCUGGCGGCUUGUGCUAA